AUGAAAGACGGCUUAGGUGGAGUCCGGUGCAACUUUGGGCCAACUCUACUCCGCCAUUGCAAACAAGACUUCGCUCUACGGUUUCCCUGCGGGAGUCUGCCCGACAGUAGGCGUGGGCGGGACUUUGAGUGGAGGUGGGCUUGGGUUACUCGCAAGGAAAUAUGGCGUCUCGGCAGACCACGUUAUGGAUGGCCUGCUUGCGGACGCCAAUGGCAAAUUGGUGGACAGAAAGGGGAUAGGAGAAGAUGUCUUCUGGGCCCUCCGAGGCGGCGGUGGAGGGAGCUGGGGCGUGGUUGUGGCGUGGCAGAUAAGGCUUGUCAAAGUGCCUCCCAGCUUGUAGAACGAUGGCAAUCUGUUGAACCGUUUGCCCCCGAGGAUCUCUAUAUCCGUGUCUUUGUGUUCGGAGGCAGUCCUAUUAGCCUUACCUUCAAUGGAAUGUAUUUGGGUCCUUUACCUCAACUCCUCAAACUUGUGAAUGAGAUCUUUCCUGAGAUGGGUCUGGUCGCCGCCGAUUGUAACGAGACAGACUGGAUCGGCUCGGUCAUCUCGACUGCUGUGGCCAACGGAUAUUCUGCCGACCUCCUCAACAGAUAUCUUUCCACGAAAAGGUACUUCAAGAAUAAGUCCGAUUAUGUGAAGAGCGCUAUCUCUUCAUCGGGCCUACAGGAAGCAUGGAAGAUUAUGGAAGAGAAGCCCGACAGCCAAAUGAUAUUGGCUCCCUUUGGAGGCGUAAUGAAUAGGAUACCAUCCACUCGGAUUCCCUUCCCCCAUCGAGCAGGCUAUUUAUACGAAAUUCAAGCUGCUUACGUCAACUACAUAGACCUCGACUUGGGCCAUGCAUCUGCUAAUGGAACCUCCACCGUACAGCAAGCAAAGGCGUGGGGCGAAAAGUAUUUUGGUGUGAAUUUCUUCAGGCUGGUGCAUGUGAAGACUAAAUUCGAUCCCAACAAUAUUUUCAAGAAUGCUCAGAGCAUUCCCCCGCUCAGUCAGAGUUGA
This is a messenger RNA of Cryptomeria japonica (Japanese cedar), 996 nucleotides long. Its product is annotated as berberine bridge enzyme-like D-1. The record is from RefSeq and is a predicted model, not a curated record. NCBI's taxonomy places the organism in Eukaryota, Viridiplantae, Streptophyta, Pinopsida, Cupressales, Cupressaceae. Bases 1 to 996 code for a protein of 331 amino acids. Gene Ontology annotation, molecular function: flavin adenine dinucleotide binding; oxidoreductase activity. The transcript is spliced from 3 exons.